AGCUGGGGAGAGCCGCCCUCUCCUGUCUGGGCUGAGCAGAGGCCACAAGCCCGUCCCUACUUGAGACUGGCUUUUACCUCCUCUGUCAGACAGCGUGUGCAGGCAGCCCUUCUAGCCAAAACCGAAAUGUCAUCUUAAUCAGAAGACUGUGUCGUCUCUGUGUUUUGAAGAUGGGAAAUUCCUACGCUGGACAGCUGAAAACCACACGGUUUGAGGAGGUCCUUCACAACUCCAUUGAGGCUUCCCUGCGUUCCAACACCCUGGUACCCAGGCCCAUCUUCUCCCAGCUGUACUUGGAGGCCGAGCAGCAGCUGUCCUCUUUAGAAGGUAGCAGCCGAGUGGACAACGAAGAAGAAGAGGAAGAGGGGGAUGGAGGGUUGGAACCCAGCAGUCUUUCAAAUGCCUACCAGCUGCCUCCUCCUCCGGAAGGCUGCUGCACCACGGAUGGCUUCUGCCAGGCUGGAAAGGACCUGCGCCUCGUCUCCAUUUCCAAUGAGCCCAUCGAGGUCCCUGCAGGCUUCCUUCUCGUGGGGGCCAAGUCCCCCAGCCUGCCUGACCACCUCUUGGUGUGUGCAGUAGACAAGAGGUUCUUGCCAGAUGAUAAUGGCCACAACGCCCUGCUCGGUUUCUCUGGGAACUGUGUUGGCUGUGGGAAGAAAGGUUUCUGCUACUUCACUGAAUUCUCUAACCACAUCAACCUGAAGCUGACCACACAGCCCAAGAAACAGAAGCACCUCAAAUACUACCUGAUCCGAAAUGCUCAAGGGGCCCUGACCAAAGGACCUUUGAUUUGUUGGAAAGGCUCGGAGUUCAGAAGCCGGCAGAACUCCGCCAACACCUGCUCCAGUUCUCUCUUUCCACUGCUGGAGGGCUCAGGGUCUCUAGCUGCCUUCCCCAGUGACCCUGUUCCUGGGACGAACUCCAUUGUCCCUGUGAGAGCACAGCAGGCAGGACCAGCCUCUGAUCACCCCUCACUGACCACAGUAACAGGGCCAGCUGUCUUCAAUGGCAAGGAUUCCCCCAAGCACCCACAGCUGGUGAAGAAUAACCUGUCGGCCCUGCCACGGCCCUCAGCCUUAGGUAUCUUGCCAAACUCUGGGCCUCCCAAAAAACGGCACAAAGGGUGGUCUCCAGAGUCUCCAUCAGCUGCAGAUGGUGGCUUCCCUCAGGGUGGUGGCAACAGAGCUAAGCAUGAAGGUUCAGGCAUGUCCUGCAUACCCCAGGCUGGCUUGGUGGGAUCAACUUCAGUUACCAUCCCUGUGGUAGCCUCCGGUGAACCAGUGUCUGUUCCGGACAACUUGCUGAAAAUAUGCAAGGCCAAGCCGGUGAUAUUCAAAGGACAUGGCAACUUCCCUUACCUCUGCGGAAACCUGAACGAUGUGGUCGUCAGCCCCUUGCUGUACACAUGCUACCAGAACUCCCAGUCGCUUUCCAGGGCAUAUGAGCAGCAUGGCGCCUCCACUGUGCAGCCCAUCUCCCAGGAGAUGCAGCUGCUGCUGACCGUCUACUACCUCGUCCAGCUGGCUGCAGAUCAGGUGCCACUGAUGGAGGACCUGGAGCAGAUCUUGCUUCGCUCCUGGCGCGAGUCACACCUGACUGAGAUCAGGCAGUACCAGCAGGCACCUCCGCAACCCUUCCCACCUGCCCCCAGCACUGCAGCACCUGUGACCUCUGCACAGCUGCCCUGGCUGGCUGGCCUAGCUGCAAGCUCUUGCAAUGACAGUGUGCAUGUCAUUGAGUGUGCCUACUCUCUGGCUGAGGGCCUCUCUGAGAUGUUCCGGCUGCUCAUCGAGGGUAAGCUCGCCAAAACCAACUAUGUGGUCAUCAUCUGUGCCUGCCGGAAUGCUGCCAUUGACUCCUGCAUUGCUGUCACCGGGAAAUACCAAGCCCGUAUUCUCUCCGAGAGCCUCCUUAGCCCCAUGGAAUACCAGAGAGAAGUUCAUUAUGAGCUGGUCACUGGCAAAGUGGAUUCCCUGGGGGCCUUUUUUAGCAGCCUCUGUCCAGAGGGUGACAUUGACAUUUUGCUGGACAAAUUUCACCAGGAAAAUCAAGGCCACGUUUCUUCCUCACUCACUGCUUCCUCUAUCAAGAAAACAGCCAUGCUGGAUGCCGGUGGGGUCCCUGUGUGCGCAAGUUACCAUCUGGAGCCGCGGGGCGUCCGGCCCUUCCAGCUGGCAGUGGCACAGAAGCUCCUCUCCCACGUGUGCUCAAUCGCAGAUUCCAGCACCCAAAAUCUGGACUUGGGAUCCUUUGAGAAGGUGGACUUUCUAAUUUGCAUACCACCGUCAGAAGUGACCUACCAGCAGACUGUGUUCCAUGUCUGGCAUUCAGGGGUUCUGCUGGAACUGGGCCUGGAGAAAGAACCUGUGACCAAGCAGAGGGUGGAGCAGCAUGUUCUGAAGCUAGACGUGGAGGCCCAGGCAAGAUUUAAGGCCUUUCUGCAAAACUCCUUCCAGAACCCUCAUACGCUUUUUAUCCUCAUCCAUGACCACGCCCACUGGGAUCUAGUGAGCAGUGCUGUUCAUAACAUCUACUCUCAAAGUGACCCAUCUGUGGGAUUGGUGGACAGACUGCUCAACUGCAGGGAAGUGAAGGAGGCGCCCAACAUUGUGACCCUUCAUGUGACCUCGUUCCCGUAUGCACUGCAGACACAGCACACCCUCAUCAGCCCCUACAACGAGAUCCACUGGCCCAUCUCCUACAGUAAUGGAGUGGACUUGUAUCAUGAAAAUAAGAAGUACUUUGGGCUGGCCGAAUUUAUUGACUCCACCUUGUCAGGACACAGCCUCCCCUUGCUCAGAUAUGAUAGCUCCUUUGAGGCCAUGGUCACUGCAUUAGGAAAAAGGUUCCCCCGCCUGCACAGCGCGGUGAUCAGGACCUUUGUUCUUGUACAGCACUAUGCCGCUGCCAUGAUGGCUGUGAGCGGCCUCCCGCAGAUGAAGAACCACACAUCGGUGGAAACACUGGAGAUCACACAGAAUCUACUCAACUCCCCAAAGCAGUGCCCCUGCGGCCAUGGGCUCAUGGUUCUGCUGCGGGUGCCUUGUUCGCCCCUGGCAGCGGUAGCUUAUGAGAGGCUGGCACAUGUGCGGGCGCGAUUGGCCCUGGAGGAGCACUUUGAGAUCAUUCUGGGCAACCCCAGCUCAGGCAUCACUGUGGGCAAGCACUUUGUGAAGCAGCUCAAGAUGUGGCAGAAAAUUGAGGAUGCAGAGUGGAGGCCUCAGACUUACUUGGAGUUGGAGGGCCUGCCCUGCAUCCUAAUCUUCAGUGGGAUGGACCCUCAUGGGGAGUCCUUGCCACGGUCUCUGAGGUACUGUGACCUUCGACUGAUAAACUCUUCCUGCCUGGUAAGGACAGCCCUGGAGCAGGAGCUAGGCCUGGCUGCCUAUUUUGUGAGCGAUGAUAUCCCCUUGGAGAAGGGAACCAAGAAUGAGGCUUUGGAGAGUGAUGGGGAGAAGCUGAGCAGCACAGACGAGGACGAGGAGGCUGGGACAGAAGGGUGUUUUGAGGCUGGCUCUACCUCAGAGAAGAGGAGUCCUGUGAAGAGGGAGCGCUCCCGCUCCCAUGACUCAGCAUCUUCCUCCCGUUCCUCCAAAGCAUCUGGUUCAGUGCUCUAUGGUGAAUCCCUGGUUCAGCCCUUGGGACCCCCACAGGGAGAGCUGGCCAGGUCACCUCCACCCUGUGGUCCUUCAGAGGAAGGCAGGACUCCUGGGGAGAUGCAACGGCUCCGAGUGAGUCAGGGGUCAACAGUCAUCAGCAGGAAUAGCCCUGGGCUGGCCCCUCAGCCUGACUGCAGCCUUAGAACCAACCGGAGGAGCCUGCAGGUGCCAGCCACCCCAUCCUCCCAGCUGUCCUCCUCGGGCUCAUCCUCCACAUGUGCAGUGCCCACUGCCAACAUGCUAGUCCUACAGGCCUCACAGUGCUCCAUGGCAAAGGCCUGCCGGCAGCCACCUGUUGUCUUCCUGCCCAAGCUUGUGUAUGACAUGCUCCUGUCCACCGACAGCAGUGGCCUACCCAAGGCUGCCUCCCUCCUGCCAUCCCCUUCGGUUAUGUGGACCAGCUCCUUCCGCCCCCUGCUCAGCAAAACGAUGACAUCAACUGAGCAGUCCCUCUACUACCGGCAGUGGACAGUGCCUCGGUCCAGCCACAUGGAUUAUGGCAACCGAGCUGAGGGCCGUGUGGACAGUUUCCACCCCCGCAGGCUGCUGCUCAGUGGGCCGCCUCAGAUUGGGAAGACAGGUGCCUACCUGCAGUUCCUCAGCAUUUUGUCCAGGAUGUUGAUUCGGCUGACAGAAGUGGAUGUUUAUGAUGAAGAGGAGAUCAAUAUCAGCCUCCAAGAAGAAUCAGAUUGGCAUUACCUCCAGCUCACUGAUCCCUGGCCAGACCUGGAGCUCUUCCAGAAGAUGCCUUUUGACUACAUCAUUCAUGACCCGAAGUAUGAGGAUGCCAGUCUGAUUUGUUCCCAUCAUCAGAGCAUCAAGAGUGAAGAUAGAGGGAUGUCCCGGAAGCCUGAAGACCUGUACAUGCGGCGUCAGACUGCACGUAUGAGAUUGUCCAAGUUCGCGGCGUACAACACGUACCACCACUGUGAGCAGUGCCACCAGUACAUGGGCUUCCACCCCCACUACCAGCUCUAUGAGUCCACCCUGCACGCCUUUGCCUUCUCUUACUCCAUGCUAGGAGAGGAGAUCCAACUCCAUUUCAUCAUCCCCAAGUCCAAGGAGCACCACUUUGUCUUCAGCCAACCUGGAGGCCAGCUGGAAAGCAUGCGCUUGCCCCUCGUCACAGACAAGAGUUAUGAACACAUCAAAAGCCCAACCUUUACUCCGACAACAGGCCGUCACGAGCAUGGACUCUUUAAUCUGUACCAUGCAAUGGAUGGAGCCAGCCAUCUGCACGUGUUGGUCGUCAAGGAGUACGAAAUGGCCAUUUAUAAGAAAUACUGGCCCAACCACAUCAUGCUGGUGCUCCCAAGCAUCUUCAACAGUGCUGGAGUUGGAGCUGCCCAUUUCCUGAUUAAGGAGCUGUGCUACCACAACCUGGAACUGGAGAGGAGCCGGCAGGAGGAGCUGGGAAUCAAGCCACAGGACAUUUGGCCAUUCAUUGUCAUUUCUGAUGAUUCCUGCGUGAUGUGGAAUGCAGUGGAUGUGGACUGUGCUGGGGAACAGAGCAGAGAGUUCUCCUGGUCAGAGAGGAACAUCUCUCUGAAGCACAUUAUGCAGCACAUCGAGGCGUCCCCCAACAUCACGCAUUAUGCCCUGAUCGGCAUGCGGAAAUGGGCCAGUAAGACUCAGAGCAGUGAGGUGCGGGAACCUUUCUCUCGCUGCCACGUGCAUGACUUCAUCAUCCUCAAUGUGGACUUGACCCAGAAUGUGCAGUACAACCAGAACAGGUUUACAUGUGAUGACGUAGACUUCAACCUGCGAGUGCACAGUGCCGGCCUCCUGCUUUGCCGGUUCAAUCGCUUCAGCGUGAUGAAGAAGCAGAUUGCUGUAGGUGGGCACAGGUCCUUCCACAUCACAUCGAAGGUGUCUGAUAGCUCCGUGGUCAUUGUGCCAUCCCAGUACAUCUGUGCUCCGGACAGCAAGCACACAUUCCUGGCAGCUCCUGCCCAGCUCCUGCUAGAGAAGUUCCUCCAGUACCACAGCCAUCGCUUCUUUCCGCUGUCCCUGAAGAACCACAGCCACCCUGUGUUGUCUGUGGACUGCUACCUUAACCUAGGACCUCAGAUUUCUGUGUGUUAUGUGAGCUCCAGGCCCCACUCCUUAAACAUCAGCUGCUCCGACAUGGCAUUCAGUGGGCUCCUGCUGUACCUCUGCGAUUCUUUUGUUGGGGCUAGCUUCUUGAAAAAGUUCCAUUUUCUGAAAGGUGCCACCUUGUGUGUGAUUUGUCAGGACCGCAACUCACUCCGCCAGACUGUGGUUCGCCUAGAGCUGGAAGAUGAGUGGCAGUUCCGACUGCGGGAUGAGUUCCAGACAGCCAAUGCCAAAGAAGACCGGCCACUCUUUUUCCUCACUGGACGGCACAUCUGAGAGAGAGAGAGCCUGGUAGAUGUCUUCAGAGGGUGGAGUGGUCAGAGAUCACCUGCUACUGAGGCUAAUGGAGGUCCCGGACCAAGGAGUAGAAGAACUGGAACAGGCCCAGAGACCGUCUGCUGCACAGCCCCAUGAGGCACAUGUGGUCCUGCAGCAGAUAGUGAUUUAGAGUCCCUGAUGGGCAGAACUGAAAACCCAAGACUGCUACAUUCUAGGCCAAACCACAUUGUCCUGAGCUAUCCCAGAGUCCAUUUUAUGAAGAAUGAAGUUUUGCCUAUCUGUCAUUCCUAUGCUUCCAUGGACAAACCUGACUUGUUCUAGAGGAUCUUGGGUUAUCUUGUCAAGGUGCCAGUAUUACAGAUAUGUAGAACUGAUUGCAGAAAGUUUCCCUGUGAUCCCCUACAAAGCAAUCUUCCAAAGGAAUAUCUUAACAGUAAAGGCUGGAGACAAGAAGAAAAAGUGAAUCAUUUAAAUAAGAGUUAUUUAAUUGCCUACAAGUUUUCUCUGUAGAAGAUAGCCCAAAGGCAUCAAAUUUAAUAUGAUAAAACAAAUUGUUUUAUUUUAGAGAAAAUGUGAUUCUAUUAAAAUAGUAUAGGGUAAAUACCCUACCUCUUAGAAAGGGCAAAAUUGAAAAGAAGCUUUCUUUAAAGCUAAAAGGGCUUUAAGAAAGAAAUUAAGGCUAUAGCUGUUGACCUAAAAUUUGCCUUACAAAGGAAAGAGGACCAAAUUGACAGGAUAAAGGACAAGAAAAAUAACCAAAGUGUUAUACAAGCUAGUUAAGAGGCCAGAGAAAUGACUCCACAGCUGUGUGUUUGCUGCACAGUCAUGAGGAUGGGUGUUUGGAUCCCAGCACCUAUGUAACAAGCCAGUUCUGCAAAUGCCUGUUAACUCUAUCUCUGAGGGAUCUGAUGCCCUCUUCUGGCCUCUGUGUAUAUUCAGGCCUGUACACCCAUACACAUACACACAAACAAAAUCUUCUAAAAAAUAGUUAAGACUAGACUUAUGGUUAUAAUUUAUUGAAGCUCACUUUUAGGUGAACUAGUCUGUUAUUCAAGUUUAGAUGCUUAAAGGGAGAAUCUACCCUGUCUAGAGAAAGUAGGACCAGAGAUAAGUACAUGUACGUCACUAAGAUGCUGUUUAAACCAGCAUCCUAGAGCAUCACCUAUAGGCCAGUUGCUUGAUACAUGUAUCCUUGAAUCCUUCAUGUAACCUUGUAUAUUUGGGAUUAUUCUUCCCAUUUGAAAGAUGAACAAAUUAGGAUACAAAGAGCACAAGCCACCAAGGCCAUAGAGUGAGAAAGAACUAGAAGCACAAUUUAAACAGCUAUUUUCUGGACCCAUAGUCCAGGUCUCCAUCCCACACCAAGUGCUUUUUAAGUGACCCACAACUAAAAGAAAAACUAAAGGUUAUUGAAAAAAUGAAUCACAAUGCAAUCUUCUGUGUCCUGCUUAGACAUGGAUAAGCACUGUGCUUGGUAACAAUCCAAGAGGAAACUGUUAUCAAAGUUGAUGCCAAAGAUUUACUGCCAAUCUCCCCCCACCCCCCCAAACACAAAAUACACAAGUAUAAAAUAUUUUCUCAAUGUUUAUAAAAUAAUCACUUUGUGUGUGUCAUUAUUCCUAUUUUGGAAUAAAAGCUGACCUCCUCUCAUUCAGCUUGUCCCUAAAUAGCUCCUGUGCCAUCCUCCCCACUUCAUUAGUUAAUUUAAACUAACACUCAUAUAUGUUUCAGUCUUAUAAAUAAAACUUAGAAUGCA
Messenger RNA from Nannospalax galili (Upper Galilee mountains blind mole rat), 7791 nucleotides. RefSeq names its product growth regulating estrogen receptor binding 1 (gene Greb1). The record is from RefSeq and is a predicted model, not a curated record. The transcript has 32 exons. The coding region runs from base 171 to 6032 and encodes 1953 amino acids. Lineage: Eukaryota; Metazoa; Chordata; Mammalia; Rodentia; Spalacidae. Gene Ontology annotation, biological process: multicellular organism development.